AUGUCUCGGGAGGUGGGUUCCUGCCGCGUGGGCGCAGGGUCCAGGGCGCGCUCCCGGAAGCCCAAGAAGCCGCACUACAUCCCGCGGCCCUGGGGCAAGCCCUACAACUACAAGUGCUUCCAAUGCCCCUUCACCUGCCUGGAGAAGUCGCACCUGUACAACCACAUGAAGUACAGUCUCUGUAAAGACUCCCUCUCCCUGCUGCUGGAUUCGCCCGACUGGGGCCGCCGCGCAGCCCCCUCGCCCAGGCCCCGCGCGCCCACCCCCGCCGGCCCCGCCGACCCCACAGACCCUGGGGCCCGGCCCCCCGGGCCCGACCUCGCCGGCACCGACGGCCUCUCGCGGCACCGCUGCGGUGGGGCCCCCAAGCCUGGGAUCGAGGGGUCCUCGGGGCCGCUGCCCCCUGUGGCCAGGGCUGCCCAGAAGGGGCCGGGCCCUGGCCGGCUCCUGGCAGAGUCGUGGAAGCCAGGGCUGGGGGGGACCCCAAGGAGCGUGGCCGUGGGGGCUGUGACCCCUGCGGGCCCCGAUGGCAGUGUCCCCUGCUACCCCCCACCGUCGCCAGCAGAGCUCCCAGAGGCCCAGAACCCCCACCUGUCGCUGCUGGGUGUCAACUAUGCUCUCGGCCCUGGGCUCUUCUCCUACCUGGGGCCCUCUCUGGCCACCGCUGCCCACAUGCCCUUCCUGGCCUCGGCCAACCCCCUGACGCCCCCUGCCACAGCCUUCCCCGCCCCGCAGCCCCCCGAGCGCCCCGCCCUGGCCCCUCGCCUGUACUACCCGCUGCUCCUGGAGCACACGCUGGGGCUGCCCGCAGGCAAGGCCGCCCCUGCCCCCAAGGGGCCGCCUGCGACUCUGGUCCCUGGGUUGCUGAGACUGCCCAUCCCAGGGCUGGGGGGGUCCUGGCCUCGUGGCACCUCCAGGGACCCAGGGCAUGAGGGGGAGCUGGAGUGGGCCACCCAGAGUGACCCCAAAAGGAGGCUGCUGCCGGGGAGCAGGCUGGAGUUCCUGAAGACCCCCGCCAGCCUGGCGAAGUUUGCUUCCCAGAGCAGCCUGCCGACGCUGUGGCCUGAGGACAAGGCGCCGGGGGGCCCUGAGGCCCAGCAGCCCCCGGGGCUGGUACCCGUGGGCGACGACCUGACGGGGGCCCUGGGCGACUUCGCCAGGGUGGAGCAGCGCCUGGGGCAGCUGGCGCCCGCCGGGGGCCUGGCCCCGAGACCUCUGCGGGAGCAGCUGGGCAAGAUCCGCCGGGAGCUGUUCAGCAUCCACCAGGCGCUGGAGAGGGCCGCGAGGCCGCCGGACACGCCCCUCGACCUCUCCGUGAGACGAGCGCCCCCCAAGGGGCCCGAGGCCCCUGCCGGCUCCCUGCUGGCCCCGGGGACCCCCGAGCCCCCCGAGCCCUUCCUGGGCCGCACCACCAAGUGCGAGGCCGACUCCAGCGUCCCGCCCCCAGGCCUCCCCCCCCAGGCUGCCGAGGAUGCAGUCCUCCCUGGGGGCGGCUGGGGCAGCCGAGUCGCAGCUGGGCGCCCCCAGACCUCUAAGGAUGUCUGUGGCAUGCCGAGCCCCCCGCACGCCGAGGUCUGA
Lepus europaeus (European hare) is the source of this 1578-nucleotide messenger RNA. RefSeq names its product proline rich 35 (gene PRR35). The transcript is spliced from 2 exons. The record is from RefSeq and is a predicted model, not a curated record. The coding region runs from base 1 to 1578 and encodes 525 amino acids. NCBI's taxonomy places the organism in Eukaryota, Metazoa, Chordata, Mammalia, Lagomorpha, Leporidae.